Messenger RNA from Neltuma alba, 959 nucleotides. Its product is annotated as putative disease resistance protein At1g50180. The coding region runs from base 8 to 760 and encodes 250 amino acids. The transcript has a single exon. Lineage: Eukaryota; Viridiplantae; Streptophyta; Magnoliopsida; Fabales; Fabaceae. Gene Ontology annotation, molecular function: ADP binding. The record is from RefSeq and is a predicted model, not a curated record.
AGACUCCAUGGCAGAUAGCGUAGUUAGUUUUGUGCUGGAAAACCUGUCUCGACUUGUUACACACGAAGCCAAUUUGCUGUGUGGGGUGGAGGACAAAGUGAGGUCCCUUGAGAGUGAGCUCAGAAUGAUGCAUGUCUUCCUUAAGAGCUACAACCAAAACCAGCGCAAGAAGGAGAUCGAACAAGAGGUUCUUCAUCAAAUUACAGAAGUCGCACAUGAAGCUGAGGAUGUCAUCGACACCUUUGUUGGCAAAGUUGCCCGGCAUCGAAGGAGAAAUUGGUUGUCCAGGAUGCUCCAUGUUGUCAACCAUGCAAAGCUGCGGCACCAUGUGGCAGAGAAAAUAGACAACAUUAAAGCCACCAUCAAUGGGAUUCAUGAAAACAAAAUCAAAUAUGACACCCAAGAAGCAGUAGGAUCUUCAACGGAUCAGGAGUUACAACUACUGCACAAGCGAAGAAGGGAUGUGGAGGAAGAGGACGUGGUGGGUUUUCAGCAUGACUCAGAUGAAGUAAUCAAUCGCCUCGAGCAAGGGGGUUCGCGUCGAAGUGUGGUGUCCAUCAUAGGUAUGGGCGGAUUGGGUAAAACUACUCUCGCUCGCAAGAUUUAUAACAGUGAUUAUGUCAAGAAUUACUUUGAGUGUUAUGCUUGGGUUUAUGUGUCUGAUGACUAUAGACCUAGAGAGCUUUGGCACGCCCUUCUUAGACGCUUGAUGCCAAUCUCUACAAAUGCAUGUCAUUACAAUAACAAUAUAUAUAAGUAGCAAGCAUGGAAAGAAAUCAAAGGGCAAAGGCAAAGCUGGAUAUGAUGACUUGUGUAGUUUGAGCGAGGAAGAACUGAGAGACAAGGUAUGAGACUGUUUAAAAGAAAAGAGGUAUCUUGUAGUGUUGGAUGACGUAUGGCAAACUCAACAUUGGGAUGACCUACAAUAUGCUUUCCCGAAUGAUAAUAAAAGUAGUAGG